UUAGUUAAGUGAGGAGGGAUCAGUAAAUACACGCCUGAACAAUAACAAAACCCGGAUUAAUUACACAACAUGGGCUUGCUUAUACUCUAGGAACGUUCUAGAAAACGGUCAGUGCGAUUCCAGUCUAGAAACUCGGGUUGUUUUUUGGUUCUAGGAACCUUUUUUAGUUCCUUUGUGGUUCCUGGUGCGGACUAGGUGCCGCGCUUCCUUCACGUGAUGUCGGAUUUAGUGUACAUGAGGGUUCACGAGUUAAAGUUUAUUGAGCUUUAAUUUGCAGCACUCAGCAGAAAAAGGUUAAUAAAAGAUGGAGAAGUGGACGGAUCAGGAGGUGCAGGCGUUACUCGGCAUCUAUUCAGAUGAAGAAAUCCAGAGAGAAUUGGAGUCGUCCAGUCGUAACGCUAAAGUUUAUCAGAAGAUCUCACUACGCUUGGCAGAGCUGGGGAUCCAGCACAGCGCCCAACGCUGCCGAGAGAAGAUCAAAAAGAUGAAACAGGACUAUAAAAGAAUUAAAGAUUCUCCCGGAUCCACCAGGAGAACCAGCAAGUGGUUCGAGUGUCUGGAUGCCAUCCUGGGAGCCAAAUGUGCGUAUUCAGCUGGGAGAGAAAUGAAAGAGGUGAUGCUGGAUGAGAUGAAUGGAGUGAAGGCUGAUCUGGAUGAAGAGACGUCAUACACAGAGGGUGAGCAGUACUCAGAAAUCACACACCCGACUGAGCCCAGUUAUGAUUCUCCUGCCACGUCCAGCAGCCCCAUCGCUCACCUUCCACACCCCACGUUUCUCAGAGCAGGUAAGAGGAAGCGGGAUGCAGAUUUUUUGGAGCUGAUGAGGGAGAUGGAGGAGAACAACCUGGAGAUGUUGAGGCGAGAGUACGAGCAGAGAGAACGUUACCUACAGCUGCUGCUGGAACACGACGCCCAGGAGGCCGCCGUUCGAGAGAGGGAGUUCGCUCUCAGGCAGGAGGAGGCGGCCGAGACACGACGUCAACAAGAAGCUUUUCAGCAGGGGUUCCUUUCCAUUCUCGACCGGCUGGUGCAGGUCCUGGAUGGAAGGAACUCCAAGACACCCCCAAAGUCCCCGCCGCUGGACUAGAGAACUGUGUGGACACCUGAUCCACGAUGAGCUUUUCGGACACCCCGUUUUAAACCAUGGACAUUAAUGUAGUUGUAUAGUUGUUUGCAGCUAUAACAGGGUAUACUCUCAGUGAUUUUGGACUGUGUCUGUAAACAUUUGUGCCCGUUUAGUAAACAGAGCAUUUUUGUAUUUUUUAAAGCAUCAGUUCAGCCAAAAAUUAAACAAGGAUGAAAUGGGAUGUUCCCUCCCGACUCCGAAUUUGAUGUACUGUGUCUUUGAGUUCUGUUUGAUGUGUACAGUGAGUACUGUAUGUUUGUACUGUGGAUGCUUUGUCCUUAUUCUGGAUUAAUGAAGAAUAAACAUUGUUUGUUUGUAAUAAACUAGCAUUAAAAAUGCA
Molecule: messenger RNA, 1466 nt
Organism: Trichomycterus rosablanca
Lineage: Eukaryota; Metazoa; Chordata; Actinopteri; Siluriformes; Trichomycteridae
Product: zinc finger protein with KRAB and SCAN domains 2
Exons: 4
Coding region: 305-1087 (260 amino acids)
Source: RefSeq, a predicted model, not a curated record